Molecule: messenger RNA, 6395 nt
Organism: Grus americana (Whooping crane)
Lineage: Eukaryota; Metazoa; Chordata; Aves; Gruiformes; Gruidae
Gene: NKRF
Product: NFKB repressing factor
Exons: 3
Coding region: 2678-4771 (697 amino acids)
Cellular component (GO): nucleoplasm; nucleolus
Molecular function (GO): nucleic acid binding
Source: RefSeq, a predicted model, not a curated record
AGAUCUGCAGAAACAUCACCCACAUCCCGACUGACACUUUUGAUGUUGUGAUUAUUUUUAACUGGCUUUAAAGACAGAAGCAACUGCUUAGCGACUAACUUCAGCAGACUGUGCAACGACAGAAGAGCUUGUAAAUGCUGAAGGGCAUAUAGUUUGACUUUUAUUAAUGUUACUAUCCCAAAGCCUUGUUGGGGAAUAUUUUGUGUCAUUUGUAUGGAGCCAAGUCAACAUCUUUAAAUGUAGAUCUGCAUGCUUUCUUACUUCUUUCUGGUCCAACUACUAAACUAUUCUGCUCUGCAAGCACUAAAAUUGAACAUAGUUUUAAAACAGCUUCAAAUUCCAAAACUUGAGUAGUAUUUUAAAACUGAGCAUAUCUUCUUAAGAUAUAGUCUCUUUGGUCUGUUAGCUCAUCUUAAUGCGUUUGUGUGCUGUCUUAAUGGAGAGCCUUCUUUGUGGUAGUGCUUUUGGGAAUCAAUGCCAUAAUAUGGUUACAGGGUGCUGAUAACAGAAGUGAAGAACUAUGGCAAGAUCUCAGCCCCUAAAAAUGAUGCAAUUUAAGCCUGUAAGUGCACAAACUUUCCCCAAUGAACAUCUCUACCUGCAACUCUCAGGGGAGACAGGAGCGAUAGUUUUAGGCACGAUGCGGUGCAGAGCCAUUAUCAGUGAGGAUGUUUCCCCAAAGCUGUUAUGUUGUGCACAAACGUGAACACACCGCAUGGGCACAGUGAACGUGCUGCACUGUUAAAGAGCAAUUGGCAGCUUUACUUAGAGUUGUCUGGUGAAUAUAACUUCAAAGUUGGGGGAUUUUUGUUGUUUUCUCUAAAGUUUGUUGGGUUUGGAUGGGGUUUGUUGGGUUUUGGUUUGUUGGGGUUGUUUUGUUGUUGCUAACGUUGAUCACUUGCCUAGCUGAAGACAAAUGGUUUAUCAGAGUAAAUACAAAUCAGAGUCUUUGCUGAUGAAAUCUGAGAGAGCAUUCUGCUGGGGGAUGAUCUGGAGAAUGUCCAGAAGGCUUAGAAAACAUGGUCUGUAAGGAAGGAGUUAAGUAACAGGAUUCAUUUAGUUUUGGGGUGGAUGAGAGAAGGUACAUGUGUUCUCAGAUAUGAUAAAGGUGGCUGCAAAUUACAGGGGGAACAUUAUGCUGCAGAGCUACUGGGAUCAGGAUAAGAGGUCACACCAGGGAGACUUUAGUUAGGCACUGGAGGCAUGGGAUUCCUCUGCCUCCAUGUGCAGUCUCCACAACUUGAGAUUUCUAAGGCCAGGUUAGACAGACAUACGUUGUGACUGGUUGAUCUUCCCCCGGGCAGAAAUCUGAGCCCCAAAUAUCUCCAUCCUUGGUGAAGAAGAGUGACACACUCAUGUCAAAUCUGACACUGCUCUUGCACCCUGAAAAAGGGUAUCGUCCUUUGUGUUCCUAUCGCAGGUAACGUACCCUUCUCCCUGUAAGCCAGAGAGAGGAGUAGAGGUUCCCACAUCUCUCCUUUCUGGCUGCGGGAGGAUGAAGGUAUCGCCACUGUCCACCUCCCUUUGAUCCCUCUUGGUGCUUUCUUCCCACGCGUGGUUCCACUGCCUCUGCUGGGGACUGAGCUGUGCUGGGGGAAGCUGGGACCGCAGUAGUGUGUGUUCAGAGUUCUUGCCCAGUAACUUAAAUGGAUCUAAUUUCUGUCUGGCCCUCUAAAUCAGGAACAAGAAGGGUAUUUCUUGAGUGGAGAGUGAGUAGAUUUCCAGAGCCCUUGGACAGUGGCAUUUAAAAGCCCAUGCAAGUUAUUGCAGCACUAGCUGUUGGGACAGUUGUGGACUCCUGUCUGUGGGCAGUGACUUGAUGCUUUUUGACUUUUGGAGGUGAGCACACCAUGGAACAGGUGCAAGAUUGCUUUUUCUUUUUGAACCACAGCACGAAGCUGUCAGAGGCAAGUUUCAGGCCGUGUUUGCAGGUCCUUGGUUAGAAAGGUUUGUUUUGGGUUUUUUUGUUCAGCUUCAGCCGGGCAAAUGGCUUGAAAACAUGUGACAGAUCCCCGGAGCAAUGGAAAACUUAGAUGGUCAGGGAUGUAAGGCCAAGAGGGAUGGGGGUUGUACAGUGCAUGUCCUGCCUGUGUGGAACUGCGAGUGUGCUGCAGCAGGGUCAGGGUUUGCACAGAGCUAGUUACAGCCACCUCCCCUCUGUGGUGGCUCAGGGAUUUAAAACGUUUCAGUUACCACUACCAAGCUAGAAAUUAGUAUGGCUUUUUAAAGAGUAGUCGAUAAAGGCUGAGCAGUGCCUUUGUCAUCUGACAUCUGUGAUUUCAGUAUUGGUGACGUGCAGUCUGGCUGCUGACCCAGACAAGACUUCAGUGCCAGUCAGUCGCUCCUGGGCUUAGUUCACUGAAGCUGUGAUGCCCAUGGAGACUCCUCCUUCUCCACACCCCUGUGUUUCUUAGUGUUCCUAGUAGCUCUGCCAAAUAUUAAAUUUUGACAGGCAUAUGUAUUUAAGUUUAAGUUUAAAACACCGUCAGUUUGAUGGCUGCACAAUUUGUUGUUCACAGAUGGGUUCACAUAGAGCCAGGUAGCUUGUUAGCUGGUGUGCAGGCUGUCUGCCAGCACUGAGCUAGCUACAGCACGAGGCCGGUGGUCAGGUCCUGUGUGAAUACUCCAGCAAAAUCAGGGGGAGCAUCUCCCUUGCACCAGAUACGGCUUGCAGGUCAUGGAGAAGGUUCUCAAGAUGGCUGAAGGCAUCGAUAUUGGGGAAAUGAGGACAUACGAGUUGGUCCCUAGCAGGAAGCUAAAAAGAUACUGCUCUCCCUCUGACAGUCCAGAGCCAGAAGAGGUUCCUGAGCCGCCCAAAAAGAUGGUCCCCAGGUUCCGGGUGCGACCGCGUUUUGAACCCAUACACUUUGUCACCAGUGCUGAGAAGGAUGACAGGAAGGAAGAUUCUCUGGAUAACCAAAUGCAGGAGGUGAACCAGGAGGCAAAUACAAACAGCGUAGCACAGCCAGCUGAAAAUUGUACAAAUUCUUUUGUGAGUGCACGGGAGGUGGAUGCCCAGCUCUCCAACUCAGCUGGGUUUGGCUUUGCAGGCCAGGCAGCAGCAGCCAAGAAGGCUGUGAAUAGUAUGGACUCUACUGUAAGCAGCGUGUUGCAGGUUUCUGUUUCUCCUUCAACUGUCCAGUCUGCAUCAGAGACUUUCCCUCCGUCAGCUAUAAUGCUGAAGCAGAGUUUUAUCGAGAAACUGUCAGCAGCUAUCUGGAAAAAUCUUGCUAACCCAGAUGCAAACACUGGGACUGAUAAAAUUAACUAUACGUAUCUUUUGACACGUUCGAUUCAGGCAUGCAAGACAAAUCCUGAAUAUAUUUAUGUUCCUCUGAAAGAAAUCGCCCCUGCUGACCUCCCCAAGAGCAAGAAGCUCCUAACAGAUGGCUUCGCCUGUGAAGUGCGAUGUCAGAAUGUCUACCUGGCCACCGGUUACGCCGGCAGCAAAAACGGAUCCAGGGAUCGAGCCGCGGAGCUGGCAGUCAAGCUGCUGAAGAAGUCUGUGGAAGUUAGAGUUGUCCAGCGGAAGUUCAAGCACACCUAUCAUGAAGACUUGGUGGUGUGCGAGGCAGGCGUGAGUCGCCCAGAUUUCCCUCCUGCUCUCAAACCUCACGAGGAGUUUGUAGUUGCCAACAGGGACUGCGUCCCGAUGCAGCCUGGUACUGAAUCCAUGAAAGGUUCCACUAAUACCAACAAACACUGGACUAGUUUUAUUCUCACAGAGAAUGCCAGCGACGCAAUAGGAAUACUUAACAAUUCUGCCUCAUAUAACAAAAUGUCCGUUGAAUAUAAAUAUGAAUUAAUGCCCAACCGCUCGUGGCGUUGUCAAGUAUACCUACAAGACCACUGCCUAGCCGAGGGAUUUGGCACUAAAAAGACCAGCAAGCAUGCAGCAGCUGAGGAGGCACUGAAAAUUCUGCAGAAGAUGCAGUCAAAUAUAGCAGCCAUCAAAGUGACCCAGGUUCAGAAAGUGGGCUGCUCGUCGCGAGGCUCUGGGAGGAAGAAGGACCUGAAGGACCUCGUGAUUUAUGAGAACUCAAAUAAUCCGGUGUGUACCCUGAACGACACCGCCCAGUUCAACAAGAUGACAGUGGAGUAUGUCUUUGAAAGGAUGACUGGCAUGCGAUGGAAAUGCAAGGUGCUGCUUGAAGAUGAAUUCAUUGCAGAAGCAGUCGGAGUGAAGAAAUCUGUCAAGCAUGAGGCAGCAGAGGAAGCUGUGAAAAUCCUCAAAAAGACUCAGCCAACUGUUGUUAAUAACCUGAAGAAAGGCACCGUUGAAGACGUCAUCUCCAGAAAUGAGAUUCGGGGUCGAUCAGCAGAAGAGGCUUUCAAACAGAAGAUCAAAGAAGACAACAUCGGGAAUCAAAUUUUACGAAAGAUGGGCUGGACGGGCGGUGGCCUAGGGAAAGAUGGCGAAGGAAUUAGAGAGCCUAUUUCAGUGAAGGAGCAGUUUAAAAGGGAAGGACUUGGGCUUGACGUAGAAAGGGUGAACAAAAUUGCUAAAAGAGAUAUUGAAGAGAUCAUUCGAAACUAUGCACGCUCAGAAAGUCACAUUGACUUGACUUUCUCUAGAGAACUGACCAUGGAUGAGCGGAAGCAGAUACAUCAGAUCGCCCAGAAAUAUGGUCUUAAAAGUAAAUCUCACGGGCAGGGGCACAACAGAUACUUGGUUGUAAGCAGGAAGCGGCGCAAGGAAGAUCUGUUGGACCAGCUGAAGCAGGAAGGCCAGGUUGGACAUUAUGAGCUUAUUAUGCCUCAGGCAAACUGAGGUUAGGUGUCCCAUUUUACCAGAAACUGAGCUUCCUUAGAUACUCGAUUAAAGAAAGAUGCUGCAUUUUUCUUGUUGUGGGUUAUAUUAACGUUAAAGUCUUUUACUUCGUUAAUAUAAUUUCUAAAAUGUUGUUAGACGUUUAGAACUGACCGAGUUCUGUUCAAGUAUAUUAGCACAACCCAAAAGCAGUAGUGCUGUUACUGUAUGUGUCUUUGAUAUUACUUGUUCCUUCACAUUUUAAUAGUUUUGUAAUAGCAAAGCCACAUGUCCAACGAGAAGGAAUUUGACAUCAUUUAUAAUUAUAGUUCCCUUCUUCUUCUUGAGCAAGGAAGGAAAAAAAAAUGCCCUUUUUAAAAAAAAAAAAUAAAAAGCAAAGGAAAUGCAGUCUGGGGGGAUAAACCUGUAUGUAAAGUUGGUAUUAAUGACAAUAAAAAUAAAGUUUUAUUUCUGGAAAAAAACAGGAUUCGUUAUACUUUGUAUGAAAAAAAAAAAGUGUGAAAACUGUGUUUAUUCUUGAGAAAUAUAUAUAACAAGGUCUUGUCUCUCCUGUGUAUGUCUGUAGAGAGAUGUCCUUCACCAGUUUAACAGUACAGUUUUAUUCAUAGAUUUCUACCGUGAGUCUCCUGUACUGAGAAUUCCUGAAUGCACCUUAAUUGUCAGUGUGUCGGACUGAGAUAAUGCCAGUUCAUUUUUACCUCGGAGCACUGCUUGACAUGUGCAAAUACCACAGUGAAGUGUGAAAUAGAAAAACUGGAGGUAAAUGCAGAGCCCACGCUCAAAGAUGCUUGUGUAGCUUGUGGGGACUGUUACAUAACUUAUUUUUUUUACUUUGAAUAUGAACUCUUUAAUCCUGAGCAAAAUCAAAUCUGUGCCUAAUUAAUUCUCUGCUCCAUUAUGUACCUGUGCUUGUGUCUGUCAAGGGCGAUUCACAAGUAAACUUUUCUGGUGUUGCUGUGAUGUGUGGUGUGAGUGGCGUCGCUCCAGGACUGGCACGCGCUGCUGGGAGGCCAGAGUGCCUCGCUCCGUGCUGGGGAAGUGGACUCGGACCCUCACCUGUGCUGUUCUGCCAGCAGUACAGCAGGACAUGGUGCUUUGUGGGCCUUGGAGGAACGCUCGCUUCAUGCUUGGAAACACAGAGGUUAGGAAUUGGCCUUGGAAGAGCCAAGAGAGAGCCAUGCCUAGAGAUGCUGGGGUUUUCUGUCACCUGUAGAAACCAUUGAUGAUUCUUUAGCAUAAAGCCAGUCCUAAUGAAAUACUUUUUUGUUCGUUUUCCUGUUGGCUUGUAUCCCGGUUAUUGCUUUCGUAUUUGCUUCUCCAUCUUUUUUUUUACAUCAUCCUUUAGCUUUUUUCCCCCCACCUCCUGUUCUGUUUUCUUUUUAAAUACUCUCAGUGCUGAGGAGAGGGUGACUGACCUACUGAUGGAGCAGAACAUCCUGGUGAUGUGCAGUUAGAGGCAUUUUUCAUCCAUGGUGCGAGAAGAGGCUGCCCUGGCAGGUAAGACUUGCUCAGGAAGAGAGCGAGCAUUCCCUCCUCUCCUUGCCUGGAUGACUGCAGCACAGCUUCUGCUAGCUUGGUCUUCUGAAAUUAAAAACAUGCUGCUGCUGCCUUUGUAGAGAAAAAA